CUCUCUUCAUGAAUAUAUUUGAAUACUAUUUCUAAAAUUAAGUGGGAAUAACAAGGAUAAAAAAUAAAUUACACCUUCAAAAUAAUUAACGUACAAGUAAAUACGACAUUCUUUUUGAGACUAACCAAAGAGGAAAGGAUGCCACAAGAAACGAAACGGAUAGAGUAUUCUUUUGGGUUAGCUUUUUCCAACCAAUAAUGAAAUUAUGUGGAAAAUUAAUUAUUUGACAAAAAUUUUAAGUUAAAGGAUAUAGAUUGAGAGUGUUUUUGGCCAAAAACUAUAAAAAAUAGAGUAAGAGAUAGAACAAAUAUAAAAAUGUUGUAUAAAUAAUUAUGUGAGUAUUUUAAAACAAGGUGUAAGGUAGUGUUUGGGUAUGAUAUUAUUGUUAAACAAAUCAUAAGAUUAGUAUUUCAUUAAAUAAUUGAAUUGAAAAAGAAUCAAUUAUCUUUCCAAUGAACAAAGAAUUUUUAAUCAUCAGUUUGAUGGAUUUUAUAUACCAUCGAAUUGGUUCGGUUGGUUCAUCUUCCCCUGUAUUAUUAAUUUUAAAGCUGUUAUUUCUUCAUUCAUGGCGGAAUCAAACGAAAACGUACCUGCUCAAAAAUUGCCGCUCGAAAAUCGGGUAGCUAUCGUUACCGGAUCUUCUCGAGGCAUCGGAAAAGCAAUUGCACUUCAUUUAGCUUCUCUCGGUGCUAAGCUCAUCAUCAACUAUUCCUCCUCAAACUCCACUACUCUAGCCGACGACGUCGUUUCUCAAAUCAAUUCUAAUAAAUCCGUUAACAAUUCCGCCGUACCUGCCGUCGCUGUCGCCGUUAGAGCUGAUAUCUCAGAUCCGGACGAGGUGAGAUCCCUAUUUGACGCAGCUGAAUCAGCUUUUCAAUCUCCGGUCAACAUCUUAGUGAACUCCGCCGCCGUGUGCGACGGAAAGCGUCCAACGAUUAUGAACACAGAUCUCGAGGACUUCGAUAGGACUUUUAGCGUGAAUACUCGUGGAUCCUUCUUAUGCUGUAAGGAAGCUGCGAACAGAAUGAUAAAUCGCGGCGGCGGAGGAAAGAUUAUAUGUGUGACGUCAUCUGCGACGGCGUCAUUUCGGGCUGGGAACGGUGCGUACACGGCAUCGAAGGCGGCGGUUGAAGCAAUGGUGAAAAUACUGGCGAAGGAACUAAAAGGAACAGGAAUAACGGCGAAUUGUGUGGCGCCGGGACCGAUAGCGACGGAUAUGUUUUUCAGUGCAGCAACAGAGGAGAAAGUGAAGAAGGUGAUCGAUGAAUGUCCACACGGAAGACUCGGCCAGUCGGAAGAUGUUGCUCCGGUCGUGGGAUUUUUGGCCAGCGAUGCUUCUGAAUGGGUGAAUGGACAAAUUAUUCGUGUCAAUGGCGGUUACAUCUGAUCACUUAGUUGCAUGCGAGGAAGCAUCAGUGCAUUCAUCUUGUUGCUUUCACCCUUGCCUACAUUUAUUCACAUAUGGAAGAAGAAAUCAGUGGAGAAAUUCUCAGCAUUUCCAUACAUUGUUGCAUUCCUAAACUGUGGCCUUUGGCUUUU
Messenger RNA from Solanum pennellii, 1539 nucleotides. RefSeq names its product NADPH-dependent aldehyde reductase-like protein, chloroplastic. The transcript has 3 exons. Gene Ontology annotation, molecular function: oxidoreductase activity. Bases 566 to 1387 code for a protein of 273 amino acids. NCBI's taxonomy places the organism in Eukaryota, Viridiplantae, Streptophyta, Magnoliopsida, Solanales, Solanaceae. The record is from RefSeq and is a predicted model, not a curated record.